Cylicocyclus nassatus is the source of this 477-nucleotide messenger RNA. NCBI's taxonomy places the organism in Eukaryota, Metazoa, Nematoda, Chromadorea, Rhabditida, Strongylidae. The record is from the annotation of a GenBank genome assembly.
AUGAACAUAUAUAAUCACUAUGUUCGACACACCGUAACACCGCUACACCUUCAGGCAAAGGUCCAGCUACCUCUUGAUCCUUACUUGGAGGUCCCGGAGAGAUUGGAUCGGAAGUUAGAGGCUGACUUAGCCAGAGCGACAGUUGAUUUGGAAAUCGUCAGGCGUGAGAUCGAGGAACUGAGUGCGGAGCGCCUACCACCGUGUUCAAAGUGUGCCGAACUUCAGAAAAAUUACAAGGAGUGCCAAGUGCACUUUAGAAUAUUAGUUGCCAAAAAUAUGCGUGAAACGGAGGCCGCUGAAACGGCCAGAAUUGUGGAACGUAGGAGGAACAUGAAUUUGAAUAAGGAGGUUCUCGAGUUGAACGAGGAUCUGCAUAACGUUAGGCGUCUAUUCUUGUACAGCGAAGAGCUGGUACGUCAACUUCAAACACUACUGGAGGAGGCGCUCUAUGAAGAAGAGAUCUAUUAUCUUCUUUGA